AUGUCUUUCCUUGCUGCAAAAUAUACAGGACGAGGAGACGUUCAUGUUGUUGAUCCUUCGGUAGAUCUAAGGCAUAUCUUUGAUAAUAUCGAACCAAUGAAAUUGAGUUUGGAGGAAAGAAGAUCCAAAAUUGACCUGACUGAAGUGAAAGAAGGGUAUGAUAAUUGGUGGGCCAAAUAUAACUUGUGGAAAAACGAGAAAGAAAACGCACAGGAUUUGAAAAAGGAAUUGAGAGCGGAGCAGCAAGGCUUACUAUCCGCUCUUUCGCUCCCUAAUUUUGUCAAGAAGGUGGGCAAAGAGGAGAAGCAAAUGCUUAAGCAAUCAGUUCACAUGGACUACUUACAAAGUAAAGGUCUUAUGAGAAUUGAAAAAGAAGCAGAUGUGGUUCAUUUAGUAGGAUUUCCAGUUCUAUUACAAAACUAUUUAGAGCAUCAUUUGCUCGACAUGUUCUCUGAUGCAACUUUGAUAUCUCCUUCUUGCUUUGCCAGAGCUGCUCUUUUAGAAGCUGCUAAUGUUAACUUUGAUCUAUACAUGCCUUUCACAGAUGGAUCUGAGAAAUUUCCUAAAAGUUACUUGGUUGGCAAUUCCAUUUUCGCUUUGUUGUCACCAUUCGUACGGUCAGAGUUUUCAGAGAAAAAUAAUUGGCCUAUCACCCUACAGAGCAUAGGUAUGGCUUACUAUGCUAAGAAGAACAAAACGAAUCUAUCGAACGCACGACAAAGGUUGAAACAUACUAUUCUUUUCAUGGCUCGCACAGACGAGGAAGUCGAAAGUUUCAUUCAAGAUACUUCGCUCAAACUAGCUGGCCUACUGGAUGAAGGUCUCCUUCUGGAAUUGAAACUGCGCACAGUGAAAGGAAAAGAGUUGAAAAAUUAUGAAUCUCAAGCUAUCACAUUAGAAGACAAAGGACUGCAGUUAUCAAGAAUUUCGCGAGUAGAUGACUACAUUUCUAGACGUCUUAAUAUUGUCUCUCAUUCUCAAGAAUUCGUUAAGAUGGUUUAUGUAGACACCGAUAUUGAUAGGGUUCUCGCGAGACUGAUUGACGGCUUAGUAGAGGGCAAACCGGUAGCUAGGAGCAUUAAAGGAUUGAUUUCUCUCGAUUAA
Molecule: messenger RNA, 1104 nt
Organism: Auanema sp. JU1783
Lineage: Eukaryota; Metazoa; Nematoda; Chromadorea; Rhabditida; Rhabditidae
Source: the annotation of a GenBank genome assembly